Molecule: messenger RNA, 522 nt
Organism: Hipposideros armiger (great roundleaf bat)
Lineage: Eukaryota; Metazoa; Chordata; Mammalia; Chiroptera; Hipposideridae
Gene: S100P
Product: S100 calcium binding protein P
Exons: 2
Coding region: 105-380 (91 amino acids)
Biological process (GO): endothelial cell migration
Cellular component (GO): cytoplasm; extracellular exosome
Molecular function (GO): transition metal ion binding; calcium-dependent protein binding; calcium ion binding
Source: RefSeq, a predicted model, not a curated record
AUACGAGCCUGGGCCUUAUAAAGCGCCAAGAGACCUCCAGCGGGCCAUCUCCUCAGCCGCCCCCGCCUGCAGGAGGAACGUGACGUGCGUCUGAAGCCGGCACCAUGACGGAACUGGAGACAGCCAUGGGCAUGAUCAUCGACGUCUUUGCCCGGUACUCGGGGGCCGAGGGUAACAAGCAGAGCCUGACCAAGGGGGAGCUGAAGGCGCUCAUGGAGAAGGAGCUGCCGGGUUUCCUACAGAGUGGAAGGGACAAGGAUACUGUGGACAAACUGCUCAAGGACCUGGACGCCAAUGGAGACGCCGAGGUGGACUUCAACGAGUUCAUAGUGUUUGUGGCUGCACUCACGUCUGCAUGUCACAAGUACUUCCAGGCAUGACGGAACUGCUGCUCUGCUGCCCCAGAUUCCGAAGGGGGCACAGUGAGAGGGCCCCUGGCUUCCAGAAAGCCUUGGGUGGCAGUUAUUUCUCUGGGCUGAGCCGGCUGAUGGCCCUCUGAUAAAUAAAAUGCUUGUGAAAUGA